Pleuronectes platessa (European plaice) is the source of this 4845-nucleotide messenger RNA. It is a transcript of the gene pcyox1, whose product is annotated as prenylcysteine oxidase 1. Gene Ontology annotation, biological process: prenylcysteine catabolic process; prenylated protein catabolic process. Lineage: Eukaryota; Metazoa; Chordata; Actinopteri; Pleuronectiformes; Pleuronectidae. Bases 1281 to 2816 code for a protein of 511 amino acids. The record is from RefSeq and is a predicted model, not a curated record. The transcript has 7 exons. Gene Ontology annotation, molecular function: prenylcysteine oxidase activity.
CCGGAUGUUGUCUCUCUCCAGGCUUUGCACCAUCUCCUCCACCACAUUCUGCACGCGUGUCUGAUGCCCCUCCGCCAUGUUUGCUCGUCCUGCUUCAGGGAAACGUCAACUCUUGCAGCAUCUACACCAAACUACCGAGAUCUACCCGCCGGAAGCCGUCAACACUCCACGUUACUGUCUGACAAUAACUAAGGUCACCUCCAUUCAAGCAUGCUUCAAGAUGAGAGAUGAUUGCGUCAUUUCCGCUUUACUUCCGCAACCGGUUUUAGGGAGAGAAAAAAACUAUUUCCGGUUUGGUUAGUCGGGCUUCAAAAUAAGUCCCACGAGAUCUUGAUUUAAAAGGCAUAGUUAUACAGGGUUAUAAUCUUUAAACAGUAGUGGAAGAAAAACUCAGUUCCUGUAAAAUGGAAACACCAUAUUCUUAAAUUAAUCAAAACUGGCAAAACUAUGAGCAGUAACUCGUUGCUAAAAUAUUAAAAGUAAAAGGAGUCAUUUAAUAGUACUAGCCUGUUAAUCGGGCCCUAAUAAUUAGGGCCCGAUCACCUACGGUGUUUUUUCAGGACCUGGACAUGUUCAAAUUCCGACCAAAGUUUGCGAGGAAAUUCAAAACCUCAAAAAGUAACUGUAUUCUGGAGAAAUUUGAAUUGGGCGUGGCAAAAUGGCUCAACAGUGCCACCUACGGAAACGCUCCUCAGUUAGCUUUCACCGAUCCUCACGAAAAUGAGGACAGUUGUGUAACAUAACCAGAUGUACAAAUGAAAAAGGCAACAGGAAGUCUACUAUUUUGGAUAGAGUGGUCAAUUUGGCAUGAUAAUUAAGUUCUUGUAAUAUCGGUCCUGUUAGUGCUACAACGUAGCCCCAGUUAUAUGUUAUUAUUAUAAGGAUAACAAACCUGGGGCAAAUAUUUUUCCCCUGUCCUCUUGUGACUUUUGUUUGUAAACUGCAAUCUGAGGAUAACGCGUGUUCAAGGAAUUAUUCAAGUAUAAUCUCAAAUGGAUUUUGAUGCUUUUAUUGUGAAACGCACACUUCAGUGUAGCAGGAAGUGUGUCUCAAUAUUUGUGGCUGUUCACGGAGCUCCGGCAUGAAUCAAGCUUGAAACCAGUUCAGUGAGUUAUUUCUACUUCUGCUCUGUUCGUCCGGACUUUAAUAAAAGAGAAGAAGAGUUUUUAUUGAGCUUUAAACUUUAACUCAUCAGUCGCGGUGAAGAGACUUGUGUGAAUUUCACUUCUGGAUCAACCACAGUCACUUUGAAAGCAAUGUUCCUCGGUGCAGAGCUCUAGAUGUCUACAAUGAGUCUUCACACCCUGACACUGACAGCUCUGUGCUUCCUGUGGCUCUGUCCCAGCUGCGGCAGAAGUUCAGCUUCAGCCCCAGAUCUGCAGGAGCAGCCCAAAAAGAUAGCUGUGGUCGGAGCGGGCAUCGGUGGCACGGCAGCAGCGUUUUACCUGAGGCAGGAGUUCGGAGCCGCGGUGAAGAUCGAUGUGUUUGAAUCCGGGGAUGUCGGUGGCCCGCUGGCGACAGUGAGGAUCGGGGAUCACGAGUAUGAGACGGGAGGUUUAAUGAUCCAUCCUCUAAACCUACACAUGAAGCACUUUGUUGAAAAAUUAGGUAUCCCUCCAAGGAAAGAGGUCUCGUCUAAAAUGGCGAUCUUUGACGGGAAGGAGCUGACGUUUGAAGAGAGCGACUGGUUCAUAAUUAAUUUCCUACGCAUGCUCUGGCGAUACGGCUUCAACAUGCUUCGGAUGCAGAUGUGGGUGGAGAGUAUUUUGGACAAAUUUAUGAGGAUCUACCAGUACCAGCAGUAUGGUUACUCAUUCUCCAGCGUGGAGAAACUCCUGCACGCCAUGGGCGGCGAUAGUUUUCUCACCCUGAUGAAUCAGACGCUGGAGGAAACCAUGAGGAGUGAAGGAUUCUCACAGAUCUUUCUCAAUGAUGUUGUUGCACCCAUGACUCGUGUCAACUAUGGUCAAAGUGUCCGCAUUCACGGGUUUGCGGGGGCCUCGUCGUUAGCAGGAGCAGAUUCAGGUCAGUGGGCCGUGGAAGGAGGCAACAAGAAAGUUUGCUCAGGGCUGUUGUACAACAGUAAAAGUGUUCUGAUCCCGGCCAGAGUGACGUCCAUCUCAGUCAAAGUUCGACCUUCCAAGUCAGGCCCCACAAACAGUUACUAUGAGGUCAGUUAUGUCGGGGAGUCAGGCUCCGCCCACUCUCUGUAUGACAUCGUGGUAAUAGCAACGCCGCUUCACCAGGGAAAGUCUGACAUCACCUUCUCAGGCUUCUCUCCUCCAAUCCCGUCUCACUACCCUGGGCGCUACCACCAGACGGUGUCCACUCUGGUCCACGGUCUGCUUAACAUGUCCUACCUCGGCACCACAGAGCCGCCCUCUGGCUUCACCGUGUCUGACGUCCUCACCACUGACUCCAAGGGCUCACUCAUCCACCGCCUGACCUCUCUCGACCCUGUGCACAUCCCUGCUGGCUACAAACGCCCCCCCGCCAGCCAGGCCAAAGUCUGGAGGGUGUCCUCGCUACAGCCGCUGUCUCAGGAGAACCUGCAGAACAUGUUCCUCUCAUGGGAUUCGGUGUCCGAGACCCGGAUGGCUUAUCCUGCGUACCGCCCAGCACAUCGGAGGACCCCUCCCUUCAUCCUGCACAACCGGCUGUACUACCUCAGCGCUGUGGAGUGGGCGGCGAGCACCAUGGAGAUGAACGCCAUCUCCGGCAGGAACGUGGCCCUGCUGGCACACCACCGCUGGCACAGCCAGGUCGACAAAAUCGACCAGGAGGACCUGCACACCCGACUAAGAGGGGAACUCUGAGUCGGGAACACUACUUGAGAUGAGAACAGAAAGCAAUAGAGUAGAGUAUGUAGAGACGCUCAAGGGCAUGUCUGCUGCACUGUAAUCACUCCAGUCAGGGUGAAUCCCAAUGCUCCUUCAGGUGACUGUGGUGCCCUGGCCUCCUUAAACCUAGAUCCUGGUUUGUUGAAAACUUCAUUUCUAGAAAGUAAAGUGCUGUUGCUGAGAUUAACAACAACAUUACUCGAUUUAAGGAGUGUUCAGUAAAAAAAAAAAAACAGUCAAAAUUAGUUUUUGAUGUUAACAUUUGUUAAUUUUCAAACAAAUAUGCUCCAUAUACAACAGUUUCAGCUGUAGACGGUUAAUUAAAAUGGACAACGCGUCUCCACUCCCUCCCAUUAUCCGGAAAUUAAGCUAAAAUAUCCCUGAUACGAACACACUCGACCAAUCGGGUGUCAGCUGUCAGUCAAUUCGUCCUAUUUGAAUUAAAACCACUUACCAGACUUACCAGAAACAUGAGCAUUGGAACAAACACCAGUGUGAAAAGAACCUUUUGGGAAUCAUUCAUGUUUCCAUCUUUAUGUUUGGUCUGUAGAAAGAGAAAACUGUUGUUUACACUAAUUAGACAGUUUUCUCUCUUUCUGUUGUGGACCAAUCAAUUGAUCAAGAAAAUAGUCUUCACAUGAAUCAAUAAUAUAUUAAUAGUUUUAUCAUAGUGAUAUAAUUGACAGGUGACAUUGCUACAAGGAAACAAACCGGGAAGUGUUCAGAAAAGUUUUUAACAAUUGAAUCUUUAACAAUUGAAACGGUUGUUUUGUGUAAAUCAAUAAGUGAGUUGAUAAUAAUCCUUAGUCCACAGGCAAACUGCUUCAAAUAGGAUGAUUUAGUUUAAACCUGAACCAGACUGUAACAUGACCACAUUGUUAAGAGUUCUAACAUUUCUUUUCCUAUCUGAAAUCAUCUUUAUUGAUGACUCUCCAUUCAAAGCAGUAAACUUAGUGCAAUGCUACUUUAACGACGUUGUAAUAAAUGAGGAAAUGUUCUGUUAAUAGCUCUAAUCAGCAGCCACAUCAUCACUGUCAGGGCUGAGACCUGAAGGCAUCACCAGCAACAGCACAAACGUCACAGUAAAAGGUGGAACUAGGUUUGUACUGUGCUGAAAUGAGUAAUCACUGUGAACUACACUGCACUGCGUUCCUCAGUCUGUAUAUGAGUGUCUUGAACAAAUUUGUAGAUUUUUUAAAUACAUUUUUUAAUGUCUUUUCCUUUGUUAUAAACACAGCAAAGCUAACAUAACACAAACCAACAACUGACUAACAUGAUGCUGUCCCUUUAUUGAUAGACUCAGAGGAUUUUCUGAGUCCGCAGCACACUACUGUAAAUGUUGUUAUAGUUCAGGCAGCUGUCAGCGAGAGAGGUUUACUACUAAGAUAUUUUCUCUGCAAACUGGAUGAUGUUGAAAUUUAUGUAUUUUCUUAAAUUCCUAUCUAUUGGAGACAGUCUAAUGACCACUUCAACUUUAUUGUGGUGCCUUAAAUUCAUCGAAGCAAUCGACUCGUGUUUAUUAAAAGAGUCGCCUCUGAUUUUAGAAAUAAUUGUCCAAAAUGCCAUCAGAGUUUAAACUGGGGCCGAUGCCUUUCUGUGUUUUUGCUGUAACGAAUGGAAACAUGUUCUGUACCUGAGAUUCCAAUGAUGUCACUUAAAGAAACUACCUAUGUGUUGUUUAGCUUCUUCGGGAAGGCCGCUACUGUUUGCUGAUUCAUUCUUAAGCACUUUUCAACGUGUAUUUUUCUAGAUGUUUUUAUAAAGAAGUUCUUGGGUUGUGUUUAUGUGUCGUACUAUUGCAAGAUUAUUAAUCGUGCACUUUAUUUGAACCUUAAAUCUUCAGAGCCAUCUGCAAUUGCCAAAUAAAACCCAAAUUCUGCUGCACAAAUACAAUGAUACUUUAUAAUUUGAAAUGAAUCUAAUUUCAAACAUUAAUUGAAACCUCCCUGAUCAUACUGUAUGCUUUUAAAAGUGUUUACAAUCACAAUAAAGGGAUGAGAGCUCA